Molecule: messenger RNA, 5523 nt
Organism: Pecten maximus
Lineage: Eukaryota; Metazoa; Mollusca; Bivalvia; Pectinida; Pectinidae
Product: regulator of G-protein signaling 7-like
Exons: 16
Coding region: 789-2252 (487 amino acids)
Biological process (GO): G protein-coupled receptor signaling pathway; intracellular signal transduction; regulation of G protein-coupled receptor signaling pathway
Source: RefSeq, a predicted model, not a curated record
AGUAACUUUGCAUGUGCCUGGGCAUUUAAAGAUUAAUGAAAACGCACAGAAGACGCCUCGGAAAUAUUGAAAAUGUUUAAUAUCAGAUUGAUGUAGAUGGGUUUGCAUAUAUUUUGUAAAUAAUGGUUAGACCUACGAAACAUAUAUAGUUUCCACAUCGCUGUGUCUGAGGAGACUAUGAGAUAAUAGUACCCAGCAGCAUCAGCAGCGGCUGUAGCAGCAGAGGAAAGCAGACGCUGAAUUCGAAUGUUACCGUGAUUGAUCGGCAGGACGGCGGAGCUCGUACAAUAGUCUUAUACUAUGGUUAUGUUAUUGUUGCUCCAAGACUCAAGACUAUACCCAUCUAUUUUGUUUGGAAUUUAAACUCCGAUGCAGAUGGCAACAUUGCUAACAGCCUACUACUGACAAUAUGUAGUCUGUCUGGCGAUCUGUAGCGGGGAAUUUUGUUGUUCUCGGGUUUAAAAGUAUGUGAUGGAUGUAUUUCCUCAAUACGGGAAACAAAGAGGAGGAAUAUGUUUAAUGUACAGCCGUGAAUAUUUUACAAGUACUCGCAUAUAAUCAUCAGCGGAUUGACGAGCAGCAAGAGCGCCUCCUGUGUUUUUUUUUUUUUUUUAAAGUUUUGUAAGGAGCUCCGUGUUCCCAAGCUAGGGAUAAUUCCUAGCCACGAUGUCGACGGUUUGAUUUUUUCCUAUAGUAGACUGACCUAGGAGCAGCACUACCAACCUACCCUGUGUUGAAGCAGUGAGAAGGGAAGGGUAUUUUGUGGAGAUGGCUUCCCUCUAAAAGGAAUGGCGCUCACUCCUAAAUACAAACCGAGGACGGAGAGCCUGCCCAACACAUUGUCUAGUGCAAUGUUUGGGAAUGGGCAGGCGAACCCUGAGGAUAACCCCAACUACCUGGUUUACAAAAAGAUGGAGUCUAUUGUUGACCGGAUGCAGGAUGAAAGUACAGGUGUGCCCGUCCGCACGGUCAAGAGCUUCAUGUCCAAAGUGCCAAGUGUGUUUACAGGUGUGGACCUGAUAGCAUGGAUAAUGAAGAAUGUGGAUGUAGAGGAUCAAGCAGAGGCAACACACCUAGCGACCCUAAUGGCUUCCCAUGGUUACUUCUUCCCCAUAGACGACCACGAAUUGAUAGUCAAAAAUGACAACACAUACUACAGAUUUCAGACUCCAUGUUUUUGGCCAUCACGAUGUGGGGAACCGGAAAAUACAGAUUAUGCGGUGUAUUUAUGCAAGAGGACAAUGCAGAACAAACAACGCUUAGAAUUAGCUGAUUACGAAGCAGAAAACUUGGCAAGACUCCAGAAAAUGUUUUCCAGGAAAUGGGAAUUUAUCUUUAUGCAAGCUGAAGCACAGGCAAAAGUAGACAAGAAACGAGAUAAAUUGGAACGUAAAGUUCUAGACAGCCAGGAAAGAGCAUUCUGGGAUGUCCAUCGACCUGUGCCGGGUUGUGUAAAUACUACAGAAGUUGAUAUAAAGAAAGCAUGUCGGAUGAACCGCCAUUCAAAAAUGACACGACAUAAUUACGCAGUACCUGGAGGUCGGAUUAGUCCUAGUGUGUCGGAGGCAGAUCUACACAAUCCAUGUGAAAGUAUACGACAUGAGAUUGAUUCCUUAAAAAAGAAACUAGAGAAAAGAAGAGUAAAAAUAUCCAAAGUGACAGAGAGCUAUGUGGCGUACUAUGAACAAUAUGCUGAGUUUGACCCCUUUAUAAUGAGUCCUGACCCUUCCAAUCCCUGGGUAACUGACUGCAUAGACUUCUGGGAAAUGGAGAAAACAGUCAACCCUCGGGAUAUUCCACAACGUAGGGUAAAACGCUGGGCGUUUUCUAUAGAAGAAUUAUUAGGGGACCCAGCAGGAAAAGAACAGUUUAGCAAAUUUUUAGAUAAAGAAUUUAGUGGAGAAAAUUUGAAGUUUUGGACAGCGUGUCGAGAUCUGAAGGGACUAGCCAUGAAGAAGGUUAAUUGUAAAGUUCAUGAAAUUUUCUCAGAGUUCUUGGCUCCUGGUGCUCACAAUCCUGUCAAUGUAGAUAGUCGUAUAACGGAACUUGUACGCACGCGGGUGGAAAACUGCCCAAAUCGAUAUUGUUUUGAAGAAGCUCAGGAUCACAUAUUCAAGCUUAUGAAAAGUGAUAGUUACAGCCGUUAUCUUCGCUCAGAUAUGUACAAAGAAUUUUUAAGUGGAACCAGGAAAAAAGUAAGACUCCUCCCAGCAAUAGCAAGCAACUUCUCCGCGUUCAAGCACUCGUCCUGACUGACUGUGUCGUAUCGUUCAUCCUUUCCUGUAGUUUGUACCAACACCUAUACCCCAUGUGACAUCCCUGUAGUCCGCUCGAUAUUGUGCUGUGCUGUACUGUCCCAUGACAAGUCUAGAGAGCUCCCAACAUCCACUGGCCAAGGUAGAGCUUUCUUAGAUGAUUCUUAUAUAACAGUAUUCAAAUCAAAAUAUUCAGGAUGGCCGAUCACGGUUAAAUAACACACAGGAAAUUUCUCCAAUAUUAAUAAUAAAAUUUAUGAAUAUGGAAGAUGCAUCCAAAAUUCAUAUGUUUAAAACAUUAUUUAAGAUUUGUAAACCCAGAUCUGUCUUUUCUUCUGCUUUGUAGAAAUUUACUUGUUUAUUUCUCCUAUGUGUCUGUGACCCUUGCAGAAGAUUUUGACAUCUGUAGUUAUCUCCCUUCCCUGUGUGUGUCACUUUGACCCCCAGGACAUUGUUACGACUUUGGGACACAGUCGACCUUGACACCAAAGGCUUUAUGACUUCCCAUGGGAUGUACAGCUUUCUAUGUCUAGUUGUGUGGUAUUUUGGUGGUAUCCACUAAGCACUUAAACACUUUAGAUUUGUUCUAAAACUCUUUUUUGAACUAUAUUUUGUUCAACAGAAAAUUAGAGACUUCAAAAAUCAUGGACAAUCCAAUUAUUUUCUAAACAAAAUCUUGGAAGAUUUUUUAUAUAGAAUUUUUGUUUCAAAUUAAGAAAAUAAAUAUGGUUUUAUACUUACAAAUGUACAUUUGUGUUAACUAUUAACAGUUUGAUGGCUGAAACAAAGGAGAAAGUGUAUCUAUAUGUCAAUUUCUCUUCUUAUGGCCAUGAUUUCUGUCGAUAUUAUUUAUGUUAACCAUGAAUGGUUUUAUUAGUUUUUUUCACUCAACCUGUAACCAAAUCUUACUGUUUAACCUUUUAUUUGUCUCCUACACAGUCAUGGUACUACGGACUAAUCACAUGACAUUCACAUUUGUAAAUAAACAUCAUGUAUAAUGUGCCAUAAAUUAUUGUUGGUAAAUUAUAUGUAUAUGUAAAAGCUAUAUAUAAUUUUGUAGUUAUUCAUCAUUUAACACUCAAUCUGUGAAGAGAUUUCAAAUUAGAAUGUAAUGUUUCUUGUUCUAUUGUAUUUAUAACAAUGGAAGAAUUAAGAGAAUAUCACAGACCAAUUCAUUGUGGCUUUGGACAAUUGUUAUUGUUAAUGUGUCUAUUGGGACCAAAGUCGGAUUGUCUCCCCUUUGCAGGGGACAAGGACAAUGUAACGACGAUUGAUUUGGAAAAGAUUAUUUUUCAUUAUUCAAACUGGUUCAUGCCAUAAGAAUAAAUAGGUAUGUAAAGUCAAGAUAUGAAAUGAUUUAAUAACUUUUGCUACAUAUAUGUACAUCUAGGUACAUAUUUAGUAAAGUUAUUAACCACCAGUUGAUGGGUGAGAUGCUAAUAUACACUUAUCAGUAGUUUAUUUGAAUAAGAAUUUAAAUUUUUCUUUUCUUUUUUUUUUUUUCACUUUUGGGGCCAAAUUAGAUCAAAUAUAUUAUUAUGUUUGAUUAUAAUUCUCUUCUAUGUUUAUGUAAUUUUUUUUUAGGAAAAUGUAUAUUUACUUUAAUAAAAGCAUCCAAGUAGACUGGUACCCUUCUCAGUUACCUCCCUUUUGUACACUUCACAGAGGACUGGUAGUGUGUAACCAUAAUGAACAGGAAUUCUCACCCCAGCGUGUGCGCAUCUUUAUUGCGAAUGUUAUGUCAUCAUGGAGAUGGUUAAUUCCGCUUAAGCAACAGGCGUUUAUAGCGUCAUUGUCAUAAGCACAUUGGACACACUUUGCCUGAAGACAUUUUGAAAAGCAAAACUUAAGAUCCUCUCCGUUUGAUUAUCGACCAAAGGGCAUAUUUACUCCUAAUGCUGAAAUCCAUCACUUCAUGCGUAUUAGGGUUUUUCAUGUCUUAAGUUAGAAAUACAUGCGUCACUGAAAAUCAGAAUUAACGAAUGAAAAAUUCAAAAUGCCUACGCACUAACAGUCCUUUGUGAGCAGAGCGCAGCCGUGGUGAAGAGUAGAAAACUAGUGGAGGGAACCAGUCUAACAUAUGUGGAAUUGAUGAAUACAGGUAUUUUAAAAAAAUUAUGAAAAAAAAAUUAUUCAAUAUCUAGCAUUAUUCUUUAAUGGAAAUGGGGAUAAGGUUUUAAUUUGAAGUAAUAGUGGACUUUUCCUAUCUCACUUUUUUAGCUCACCUGGCCCUCUGGGCCUCUUGUCUUACAUUGAGAUAAUUUUAUGAAUCGUAUAUAAGUGAUAGAGACAUAUAGUUUUGGAUCUGAAGGUUUAUUUUCUUCUUACUGGUAUGUCCAUUGAAUGGGGAGAGUAGCUUGAUUCUGUUCACAGCUAAUUGGUAUCAGUGGUGCCCAUGUUGCUAUCACAUCACCUCAUAAUUCAGCUUUCUGCUUGUGCUGACAUAAUGCUUUGAUUUAUAUAGAGCAUAUUAACAACGAGUUACUGUGGUAACAGUUCUCUGAUUGUUAGCAAUGUCUACAAUAGCAUUCUUAUACAAAAAUGUAUGUCGGUUAACCAGAUAUGCAUAUCGAAAUGUGAUCCAGUAUAUGAUAAUUAAAAACAAAAAGAGUUCUUCUUUUUUUUAUGAGAAUUUGAUAUCUCACAUGUAUCGCAAUAUCCAAUCAUGUACAAUAUGCCAAAUAGAACAAAGGAUACUAAAUAUGUAUACAACCCAUUUCUAAAUGUAAAUGUUAAGAAAUUUUUAAGGAGGGAUUAAAUAGUAAAGAGCUAGGCAUGUUUUUGUAGAUAAAGCUAUAAUAUUUUUGAUUAAAUUUUUUAUUUGUUUAAUGCUAUAUUUUUUGUCUUGACACCUGUGAUAGUUUUACUUACACAAUAGUGUUUUUGUAUGAUUACUGAUUUAGAUAUGUCAUAUUCUUUAGCAUUUUGUUGUUCCACUGGGUUAAAAUUUUAAUCUGUAUGCUAUUGUUUCUUAUCAUUGUUAUUAAUUUUUUUAGUUUUAAUUGUUGAUUUUAUUAUUGAAUUAAUUUAUUAUUUAAAUUUCUAGAUUUAUUUUAUUGUUUGUUUGUCAGUUUGAUUUUUUUCUCAUAAUAUUAUUUCUUUCUGUGAAUAUGUACAUACACUGUACAUAAUUAUAAUACUUGAAUGUACUAUAUAUAGAACUGCUGAUUAUUUAUUCUUGUUCAACACUAUAUAUUUAAAUGAGUUUGCAUGACAAAAUUUGUAGAUGAAUUUACAUGAAACAAACAAAAUAAAAUUAUUAAAUAUA